Molecule: messenger RNA, 2110 nt
Organism: Triplophysa dalaica
Lineage: Eukaryota; Metazoa; Chordata; Actinopteri; Cypriniformes; Nemacheilidae
Gene: gusb
Product: glucuronidase, beta
Exons: 12
Coding region: 75-1991 (638 amino acids)
Biological process (GO): carbohydrate metabolic process; glucuronoside catabolic process
Molecular function (GO): carbohydrate binding; beta-glucuronidase activity
Source: RefSeq, a predicted model, not a curated record
GUUGACGUCGCGUGCAGCAGGACGGAAGCGCGGGCAGCUGAUGAUCUAUCGCUACAGCACAGCGGUUCAGCGUUAUGAGCGCAUCGGGAUCAAAGCGCGCCGCGAUUAUCGCGCUGCUGGCCGCGGUUUGCGGCGUCUGCCAAUCGCUGUUUCCCCGGGAAUCUUCCAGCAGAGAAGUGAAAGAUGUGAGCGGGCUCUGGAGCUUCAGAGCGGAUCUCUCUCCGGACCGGAACCGCGGCUUCGAGCACGAGUGGUUCAAGAGUCCACUGGCCGAGACGGGUCCUGUGAUUGACAUGCCUGUGCCCUCCAGCUACAACGACAUCACACAAGAUGUCAGAAUCCGGGAUUUUAUUGGUUGGGUGUGGUACGAGAGGGAAGUGUGGGUGCCCGAGCGCUGGAUCCAGGAUCAGGGAACACGGAUAGUUUUUCGAGUGGGAAGCGCACACUAUUACGCUGUGCUUUGGAUAAACGGGGUUAAGAUGACAGAACACGAGGGCGGUCACCUCCCCUUCGAGGCCGACAUCAGCAGCGUUCUGCGGCAGUCUUCCUCAAACCCGUGCCGGAUCACCAUCGCCGUGAACAACACAUUGACCUUACAGACUCUACCACCAGGAACCAUCCAAUACAUGACCGACCGGACCAGAUAUCCUGCUGGCUACUUUGUUCAAAACACUUAUUUUGAUUUCUUCAACUACGCUGGAAUACACCGAUCCGUCCUGCUUUACACCACACCGCAGGUUUAUACCGAUGACAUCACCGUGGAGACGUCAUUCUCUGAUAACGUGGGGCUGGUCAGUUACAAUGUCUCUGUGCUGGGAAGUUUUAAGUCUACUGUGAAAGUGACACUGUCCACAAAAGAUGGACGAUGUGUGGCCUCAGCCAGCGAGAGCAGAGGAGUUCUCAAAGUCAUGGAUGUCAAUCUCUGGUGGCCGUAUCUGAUGCAUGAAAACCCCGCUUAUCUGUAUUCAAUGGAGGUUCAGGUUACCGCUGAGGACGGACAGACAGACUUUUACACUCUUUCAGUGGGGAUUCGCACUGUAAAAGUCACCAGCACACAGUUUCUUAUCAACAACAAACCGUUUUACUUCCAGGGGGUCAAUAAACACGAAGACUCAGAUAUUCGGGGUAAAGGGUUCGAUUGGCCUCUGCUGGUGAAGGACUUGAAUCUGAUGAAGUGGUUGGGAGCAAACUCGUUCCGCACCAGUCACUACCCGUACGCUGAAGAGGUCCUGCAGAUGGCCGACCGUCAUGGCAUCGUGGUUAUAGAUGAAUGUCCUGGAGUCGGUAUCAAAGACAUACGCAGUUUCGGGAACGUUUCACUGGCUCAUCACCUGACGGUCAUGAAGGAGCUGGUACGACGCGAUAAGAAUCAUCCCUCUGUGGUCAUGUGGUCUGUGGCCAAUGAGCCGGCGGCUGAAAUGCAACCCGCUGGAUUUUAUUUCAAGGAGCUCGUGUCUUACACUAAAUCAUUGGACUCGACUCGACCCGUGACCUACAUCACCAACAGCAACUACGCCAGAGAUCAAGGGGCCCCCUACGUGGACGUGAUCUGUGUGAACAGCUACUUCUCAUGGUAUCAUGACCCCGGUCACCCAGAGGUCAUCAGUAUCCAGCUUAACACUCAGUUUGAUAACUGGUUCGGAAAAUACCAGAAACCCAUAAUACAGAGCGAGUACGGAGCAGACGCCGUGUCGGGCCUGCACAGCGACCCGCCCAUGAUGUUUACAGAGGAAUAUCAGAAAAUAGUCCUGCAGAACUACCACGACGUGUUCGACCAGAAGAGGAAAGAGUUUGUGAUUGGAGAACUCAUUUGGAAUUUCGCUGACUUCAUGACGGCUCAGAACAUUAUGCGGGUGGUGGGGAAUAAGAAGGGAAUCUUUACCCGUCAGCGGCAGCCCAAAGCCGCAGCUUUUCUCCUGAGAGAGCGUUACUGGAGGAUCGCCAACGAGACGGGUGUGUUGCCUACCUGGACCAGAUACCCCUGCCCAUGAGCUCGUCUUGUACCGUGAGAGAGAUGAAUGGUGAAAUGACUGUAUCUGAAGUGAAAGAUGUGACUUAUUAUACCUGCACAUGUGAAUUGUGUUCUGAAGUAUUAAAAUGUUGUUUCUUA